GUUGCCGGAUCGAGCUCGCCUCUCUCUCGAACCUCGCUUCGCCGCACGGCACAAAAAAGCCCGGCCGCGCCCUCAUCCCCUCCACACGUUUCCGCCUCCCCGAUCCACAGCCGCCGCCGCCGACACAGCACCGGCCCCUCGUCCCCUCCCAGCCCUCGCCGCAGCCGCAGCCGAGGCCGACAGACCAGCCAGCCAAGCCCCUCCUUCAUCGCCAGGCGGCGCGGCGCACGCCGGGAGCGGGCGGGCGGGCGGCCGCGCGGCGCGGCUAUUGUUGUCCUCUGUGGGAAGGCGGUGGGGGGGUGAGGAUGGCGUCGAGCGCGGCGGAGGCGGCGGGGCGAGUGGCGGACGACCACGACGGCUGGGCGUCGGACGGCGAGGUGGACAUGGAGAUGGAGGCGGGCGGCGAGGCCCACGGCCGCGAUGCCGGUCGGAGGGAUGGCGGCGCGGAUGAGGUAGACGACGCGUACUCGCUGAUCACUAGGGUAAGUGACAUAUCAGCAGCUGAAGCAAGGGCAGGAAAGGAUAUGCAAGGUAUUCCGUGGGAGAGGCUAAACAUAACCAGGCAGGACUACAGAAAAGCUAGGUUGGAACAGUAUAAAAACUAUGAAAACUUCCCUCAAUCUGGAGAGCUCAUGGAUAAGUUGUGCAAGCAAGUGGAGCCGAGCAGCAAGUAUUACGAAUUUCAGCACAACACUAGAUCAGUGAAGCCAUCUAUUCUCCAUUUUCAGCUUAGGAAUUUGUUAUGGGCAACCUCGAAGCAUGAUGUCUAUUUUAUGUCGGAGUCCACGGUAGGCCACUGGUCAUCAUUGUCUCACAAAUUGUCAACGGUUCUUGACUUCUCAGGGCAUGUUGCUCCAGCAGAGAAGCAUCCUGGCAGUUUACUAGAAGGGUUCUCUGGGGUUCAAGUCAGCACACUUGCUGUUAAUGAGGGUUUAUUGGUAGCUGGUGGUUUUCAAGGAGAACUAGUUUGCAAGGGUUUAGCAGACUGCAAUGUGAAAUUUUGUACAAGGACAACUUUGAGCGACAAUGCUAUAACGAAUGCCAUAGAUAUACACAGAUCUACAAGUGGAAGCUUGUGCAUUACGGUAUCCAAUAAUGAUUGUGGUGUCCGUGAAUAUGACAUGGAAAGAUUUCAGCUCUUGAAUCACUUCCGCUAUAGCUGGCCGGUUAAUCACACAUCUGUGAGUCCGGAUAGGAAACUUUUGGCGGUGGUUGGAGAUGAUCGGGACGCACUUCUUGUGGAUUCACGAAAUGGGAAGGUAACCUCUACCCUAGUUGGCCAUCUCGACUACUCAUUCGCAACGGCAUGGCACCCAGAUGGGCGCACCUUCGCGACAGGGAACCAGGACAAAACCUGCCGCGUCUGGGACAUGCGCAACCUGUCGACCUCCCUUGCAGUCCUUCGGGGCAACAUCGGCGCAAUCCGGUGCAUCCGCUACUCCUCUGACGGGAGGUUCCUGGUGUUCUCGGAGCCCGCCGACUUCGUGCACGUGUACAGCGCAGCCGCAGACUACAAGAAACGGCAGGAGAUCGACUUCUUCGGUGAGGUGUCCGGGAUCACGCUCAGCCCCGAUGACGAGUCCCUGUUCGUCGGGGUAUGUGACCGCGUCUACGCCAGCUUGAUGCAGUACAGGAUGGCCCAUGCGUUCAACUAUCUUGACUCGUACAUGUGAAGAACUGAAAUAUAUGGUGUUGUCUGUCUGGUGCUGGCUAUCGGUCACUGCUCUCGGUGGCCUUCUGGUGUGCGGUUCAGGGAAUGUAUCUGCCUGUUCUCGUGCGCUAGCCAUGGUGUACGGCGAGUUGAGGCUCGGGCGAGUCUGCCGUGUAAAUAGUUUAGCAGUUGAAGCAUAAUGUCGAGGACCGGUACUGUGAACAUAUGACUAUAUGAGCAAUGUAUGUUUGCGCUGUUAGUUUCA
Molecule: messenger RNA, 1916 nt
Organism: Panicum hallii
Lineage: Eukaryota; Viridiplantae; Streptophyta; Magnoliopsida; Poales; Poaceae
Exons: 10
Coding region: 306-1673 (455 amino acids)
Molecular function (GO): protein binding
Source: RefSeq, a predicted model, not a curated record